CAUGUGCAAAUCGUUUAUCUUCAAAUCAGAAAACGAUUAAAAAAACAAGAAAGCAAUGUUGAUCGAAGAAGAUUUUCGAUUCAAAUUUCCAAUGUUCAUCGGAUCAACGCCAUGAACACAAGACAAACAUUCGCGGGUUUCUCCAAAUUCAAAGGCUGUUGUUCUUCAUUCAAACCUUUCUUCCUCCUCUAAUGGCGUUUUUCUCUCUACCCAUCUAUCGUUUCGCCUUCGCCUCCAUUUCCGUCCUCCUCUUCCUCUGUUUCUUCAUCUUCUCCAGACGAAAAACAGAUGUUUCCCUCUCUAUCUACCAAGAUCUCUCUUCCCAAUCCCCAUUCACCGUCUCUCUCUCUCCUCCCCCUCCUCCGAUCAUUCCUCCGAUCAUUCCUCCUCCUUCAAUGGCCGAACCCCAGAUCCCUUUUCCCGAUUCUGGGUCCGAUUCCUCUGUUAUUGAGCCCUUAACGAGCCCAUCUGUCCAAGAAACAGAGGUUUCUAAUGGCAAAAAUGGGUCGGUGGCUAAAGGUAAAGCUGCUACUGGUUCUUUGGCGGCUCGUAAUGGUGCUGACUUGUUAAGGGAGGGAUUGAAGCAUUGUGAUCUUUACAUGGGGAGCUGGGUUAAAGACGAGAAGCAUCAUCCAGUUUAUAGAGUGGGUUCUUGCCCUUAUGUUGAUGAGGCUUAUGAUUGUGGGAACAAUGGGAGGGCUGAUUCUGAGUAUACCAAAUGGCGAUGGAAGCCUUAUGGCUGUGAUCUUCCCAGAUUUAAUGCCACAGACUUUUUGGUGAGACUGAAAGGGAAACGAUUGAUGCUUGUCGGAGAUUCUAUGAACCGAAACCAGUUCGAGUCGAUCCUUUGUCUCCUAAGAGAAGGCCUUCGAGAUAAGAAGAGAAUGUUUGAGACCCAUGGCUAUAAAAUAUCUAAGGGAAGGGGUUACUUUGUCUUCAAAUUUAAGGAUUAUGGCUGUACUGUGGAGUUUGUGAGAUCACAUUUUCUCGUGAGGGAAGGAAUUCGUAUAAAUGCUCAAGGAAACUCGAACCCGACUCUAUCGAUUGAUCGAAUCGAUAAAACUUCUGGGCGCUGGAAGCGAGCUGAUAUUCUUGUGUUCAAUACUGCUCAUUGGUGGACUCAUGGAAAGACUGCUCGAGGGAUAAACUAUUAUAAAGAAGGUAACGUUCUUUACCAGAAGUUCGAUGCUGUCGAGGCAUACAGACGAGCGCUCAAGACGUGGGGAAACUGGAUCGAUCGUAAUAUAAAUCCAGCCAAGCAAUUGGUCUUCUAUAGAGGAUAUUCUUCAGCUCAUUUCAGAGGUGGAGAUUGGGAUUCAGGAGGAUCAUGCAAUGGUGAAACUGAGCCAGUCUUAACUGGUGCCAUCCUCAACAACUAUCCUUUGAAAAUGAAGAUAGUCGAGGAAACGAUCAAGCGAAUGAAGGUACCCGUCAUACUUUUGAACGUUACGAGGCUAACCAAUUUUCGCAAGGAUGCUCAUCCAUCGAUCUAUGGUAAGAAUCGGACCGCUACGAAGAAGGUUUCAAAGAGACGGCAGGACUGCAGCCAUUGGUGUCUCCCCGGAGUUCCCGACGCAUGGAAUGAACUUAUCUAUGCCUCUCUGAUCUCUUGGUCGAAAAAAUCUAAGUCGAGCUAGUUCAGGUAUAGCAACAUUCUUUUGUUCCACUUGGUGAAGGCUGCAGUCUGAUCAAGCUGCAAUUUUGAUAUUAUUUAUGACUAAUUUUAGAAUAAAUGUGUGAUAUUAGCUCCACGAAUAAGGUUUAGAUUCGAUAUUUUGAAUGCACGGUUGACCUAAUAUCCACCGAAAUGACUCGUGUUGCACGUAAGAAA
This is a messenger RNA of Cucurbita moschata (crookneck pumpkin), 1831 nucleotides long. Its product is annotated as protein trichome birefringence-like 5. NCBI's taxonomy places the organism in Eukaryota, Viridiplantae, Streptophyta, Magnoliopsida, Cucurbitales, Cucurbitaceae. The coding region runs from base 192 to 1637 and encodes 481 amino acids. The record is from RefSeq and is a predicted model, not a curated record. Gene Ontology annotation, cellular component: Golgi apparatus. Gene Ontology annotation, molecular function: O-acetyltransferase activity. The transcript has 5 exons.